AAUACGGAAUUCACUUGUUAUGCGACACGUCCAUAGAAUCUAAACCGCUAUAUAUAUCCGUCUUUGCCACCGCCUUGUCUCUUCUUUCUCCCUCAUCUUCAGACCAAAGUCGCCAAACUGUUCGCCUCAACUUUCCGACGAACACUUCGUUCGAGUGCUGGCCUUUCGAUUGCCGCUGCCGCCACCGCAUUCACAAAGAACCCUUCCAAGCCUGUUGAACACGGAGCAAGAAAAAUGCAUAGCAAGGUUGUCGUCAUUGGAUCUGGCCCCGCGGCCCAUACUGCUGCCAUCUAUCUGGCCAGAGCCGAGCUCAAGCCUGUUCUCUAUGAGGGCUUCAUGGCAAACGGCACCGCUGCCGGUGGCCAAUUGACGACCACGACCGAGAUUGAAAACUUCCCCGGUUUCCCCAAGGGAAUCAUGGGCCAGGAGCUGAUGGACAACAUGCGUGCCCAGUCCGAGCGCUUCGGCACCGAAAUCGUCACCGACACCGUCACCAAGCUCGACCUCUCCCAGCGACCAUUCAAGUUCUCGACCGAGUUCAACCCCGACGAGACGCACACGGCCGACUCCGUCAUCAUCGCUACCGGCGCUUCGGCCCGCCGCCUCAACCUCCCCGGCGAGGACAAGUACUGGCAGAACGGCAUCUCGGCCUGUGCCGUCUGCGACGGCGCCUUGCCCAUCUUCCGCAACAAGCCCCUCUUCGUCAUUGGUGGUGGUGAUUCCGCCGCUGAGGAGGCCACUUUCCUCACAAAGUACGGCUCCCACGUCACUGUCCUGGUGCGCCGCGAUGUCCUGCGUGCCAGCAAGGCCAUGGCCAUCCGCCUGCUCAAGCACCCCAAGGUCACCGUGCGCUUCCACUCUGUCGCCACCGAGGUCAAGGGCGGCGAGGACGGCCUCAUGAGCCACCUGGUCAUCAAGAACGUCGUCACCGGCGAGGAGGAGACGGUCGAGGCCAACGGCCUCUUCUACGCCGUCGGCCACGACCCCGCCACCGCCCUGGUCAAGGGCCAGGUCGACACCGACUCCGAGGGCUACAUCGUCACCAAGCCCGGCACCACCGAGACCAGCAUCCCCGGUGUUUUCGCUGCUGGCGAUGUCCAGGACAAGCGGUACCGCCAGGCCAUCACUAGUGCCGGCACUGGAUGCAUGGCUGCCUUGGAGGCGGAGAAGUACAUCACCGAGAUGGAGUAGAAUGUGAUGGACAGAUAGAAUCUAGAUCAACAUGUAUAUAAGCAGUGCGAAUUUGUCUUCUUGAGCGAAAGAACAAAAGCAAUAGUAGAAAUAGACUACAGUCGAUUCAUC
Messenger RNA from Trichoderma virens Gv29-8, 1302 nucleotides. RefSeq lists its product as uncharacterized. Gene Ontology annotation, molecular function: thioredoxin-disulfide reductase (NADPH) activity. Gene Ontology annotation, cellular component: cytoplasm. Bases 235 to 1191 code for a protein of 318 amino acids. Gene Ontology annotation, biological process: removal of superoxide radicals. The record is from RefSeq and is a predicted model, not a curated record. NCBI's taxonomy places the organism in Eukaryota, Fungi, Ascomycota, Sordariomycetes, Hypocreales, Hypocreaceae. The transcript has 4 exons.